AUGGAGUACCGGGGUGCGGGCGCCCCCCAAGAAACUCUCCUCCUAACCGGCAAAGGCAUCACCUUUGACACCGGAGGCGCCAACAUAAAGAUCCAAAACUACAUGCAGGGUAUGCACCGUGACAAGUGCGGAGCUGCGGCGGUGGCUGGCUUCUUCAAGACCCUCAGCAUACUGAAGCCUAAUUCCCUCAAGGUGAUGGGCUUCAUGGCAUUCGUUCGUAACAGUCCAGGCGCAGACGCAUACAUUCCGGACGAAAUCCUCACCAGCCUUGCUGGUCGCCGUGUACGAGUCGUAAACACGGACGCCGAGGGUCGUGUGGUCCUAACCGACAUGCUUUAUUAUGCGAAGGAGGCGGUACGUCUUCGUCUUCUUCCUAACUUCCCUACAUUUUAUCACUACACAUGCCAGUAAGCACACAGCCUUCGGUGUGAAUGCCGGUCAUUCACUGAAGUCCUGGCAGCUACGGUAGUCAGCAUAUUCAGUUUCUUUGCAAAGCUAGGCUGGUGUUCUCGAUAAACUAAUUAGGAGUUUAUCUUUAUCAAUCGGAGGGCUGGAAGCAAAAAUUGAUGUAAUGUUACAAAAUGUAUCAGUUAGUUCUACUACAAUUGUGUUAGUAACGUGUUGUUAUCACAUUACUUGCAUCCACUAGGCGCAUUUUCGAUAGUGUUGCUACGCGAAUCCCCUAUCGCGUACUAUACUUAACACAUUAGUCGUUCAUCUGCGUAACAUGGGUAACAAGAAUUUCCGCAGAAGGAUAUCGAAGGUUGUAUUCGAGAUGCCAGUCACUGACAGUGCGUGACCGAUCUCAUGAAAUUUUGGCCGAAAUUCUGCAUUGCGGUUUCGAUUUGGAAGGAGUAAUAACGUGGCAUUGUAAUAUUAAUCAUCUUGUGGCAUAAUCUUAUAAUACUUAAGACUCAGCAAGUUGUCGGCUUUUGAAUGCUCCUCUUUCCGACCUCCCGCAGAAACGACACUGGGUAGAAAAUGACUACUUGAGUAGCAUAUAUCUUUUACAUUGAUUUUCGAUGGCCCUAUAAACCCAAAUAUAUUUUAUAGCAGACAUGCAUGCAAAUACUCAUUCCUUUUCUCGUUUGGUAGAAAACCAAAUCACAUUGCUUUCACAUUUUAUACCCGAGGAAAUUUUAUAUUCAAGUUUGUAAAGUUUCCCAAUUCCCGAUUAAUUUCGAGCCUGAUCAGCCGUUGCAUUAGCACUUAGCGAUUUUAGUUUGCAAGGUAUAUGCUUUCCGCAUAAGGGGAAUUAUGCAUUCAUCUAUGUCUUUAAGAAGUUGUAAAAUUUUGUAGUGGAUGAGGGCCAUGUUGCACAUUUCGUGAGGAACAUUAAUAAACUGUCAUGUGCGAUGCUGUUUAUAUGGACAUCUCACGGUCUUAAAAACCUCAUAAUUAAAAACUUAUUUUAAACCAAAAGAUAACCUCCUUUAGGGUGUGAAAUGGGAACUCAAUGUGAUUUUCUACCAAACGAGUAAAAUAAUGCAUAUUGCUGUGCACGUCUUCUAUAAAUGUAUUUGAAUUUAUAAGGUCAUCCACAGUCAUUGCGAAAAAUGCAUGCUGAAUGAGUAGUCAUUUUCUAUCGAGCGUCGUCGUCGGGAAGAGGUGCCUUCAAAAGCGGACAUCUUGUUGAGUCUAAAAUAUUAUAAUAUUAUGCCACAAGAUGAUUAAUGUUACAACGCCAUGUUAUUAAUUUUACCUAAUCCAAAACGCAUUUCAGAAUUUCAGCCAACAUUUCUUGAGAUCGUUCACGCACUCGUAAGUGUCGAGCCUGCCAAGCAUCUCACGCUUAAAGGAUCCUGAUCCGCAUAUUUUUGGCAAUUUUAGGCCCUCAAAGAACACAAUCCUCACAUUUUCUCCAUCGCCACGCUAACUGGACAUGCAAGGGCAACCUACUUGAAGUACUCCGUGAGUUCACUAAGACUGCUCAGGUUGAAGAAGGUUAAACUAGGCCACUGUAUCCUCGGACAUCUUCAGUGGAACUUAGACACAAAACUUUUGUUGAAAAAAUGAUUAAGGCAGAUUCCGAAUUAGAAUAUUAAAUGAUGGUAUGGGUAGGUACAACGGAAAAAAAAUUCCCUUUUUAAACGUAAACUCCUAGAAUUUCGUAUUCGAUAAAAUUCAUCAAAAAUAAUUGAAAUUUUAGAAUAUUCUUUCUGUGGAAAUUUAUGGUGAGUUGUCUUUUGGCAAUUUACGCAUUGAUGUCUACUGCAUAUUUGGUAAUUUAAGUUGCGGCUACCUUCAAUAUGGAAGAGCACCUACGACCAAUAGGAAUAACCAUCGUCUUUUGAUCGAUUCCAUCAAAAAUUAAUCCACCGUAAAUUUCGUGCCACAAUAGGUUGCUGCGCUUUUCACUGUUGGAGAAGACUAACAAUAAGCCCUCAAGUGGAAUUACGCUGGAUCGGUUAUUUUGUUUUUUAAGAAAAUAGCAUAAUUUGGAGACCUCUGGGGAUUUUAUGCGCUCGCAUAUUUUUUAUGCGUGCAUUAGUGUUUUAUUCACCGACGCCUCCUAUUAUGAAUGUCAAAAACAAUUUUGUCUGCUGUGAAUAGCAAAAUUUUAGCUAUCUUCCAAGAGCGACAUCCCGCCAACGGCUGCGACUUCUACCAAAUGUCUUUUUAUUGGUCAUUACCGCCGCAAUUAACCAACGUCCAUACACGGAACCCCAUGGAUCAUAUGCCCAGCACGUCCCUACUAGAAAAAUCUCUGCCUGCGCCAUAUUGGUUUGACCCGAUAAAUUUUGAGGCUGUAACAGGGUGCUCGAUAAACUAAUCCCCUCCAGUUCAGUCUCACCUAAAUAAAACGAUAUUACGUUAGACUACAUUCUACAAUGAUUAUCGCUUAUAACCACCCGCCCCAAUUCUGUUUGUCAGAUAGUCGCAAUAAACAGAUGUAAAGUGCGCAAAAGCAGCAGCAGAACAAUUUACUUCAAGUAGCCUAUUUAAACAAAAGCAAUUAUUCAGUACAUUCGGAGGUGUAAACAGUGGCCAUGAGGCCUGCCUACCGCGCCAUUUUGACUGAAAAAUUGGAAAUAUGUAUAUAGAAUCAAAAUAAUGCAUUCAGGCCAAUGAACAGCAUGAGGAAAUUACCCAAAUGAGAUCGGAAAGACCUUUUUCAAAUUAACUGGGACAUGGUCCAGUUGAUUGUUGACAUAUUUUGCCUUCACAUUUAGUCAGCUGAUUUCAGCGAUUCGGCAAUCAUUAUCCGCUUCUUGGAAAAAGAAUUUCACGAUCUUACUGGUGCUCGUUAAACUUGGAGCAGAAACUUGCAAUUCCUGUUUUAGGCAGUAUGUUUUUACCGACAACGACAAGGGGGACUAGAAUGGCCACUUCAGCCUGUCGUACCCAACUCCGAAGUUUGGAACACCUGGGGCUCGAACUCGCGACCUGUUAGUUAGAAGUCCACGCCUCUAACCACUGGGCCACGAGCCCGUUGCUCUGCCCGUUGUCGUUUCGCGCUGCUGAAGAAAUUGAUUAGUUGGAACCGCCUGUACGCAAUGGAAUGAGAAAUUAUUUGCAUUAUGACAGGUGCAGUAGGAUCGCGGAAAAUAAAUUCUUAGGACCCCGUGCAGUCACUAUGAAAUUUUUGUUAUCCAGCAAAAAGUAGUAUUAUGAAGAAGCUAUUUAUUUUAUUGGUGAACCUUUCUUUAGGCGGUUAUGGACAAUGGACCCGCACGAAGAAGGAAUGCGGCAGCUGCGCUUCAGAACGCCGGUGACCGGAUUUCAGAUAUGAUGGAGGUCUGUCUGUCGACAGUUGCUCUAUAAUUUUAUAUGCGACCUCUAAGAAAUUCGUCCCACUGAGGAAGUACCUGAUGCGUGACAGCUGAGCAGUGAAAGCAAUCGACUUUCAUGUUCAUAAGGUUUGUAAACUUGCAAACCCCAGCACAUUAGGUGGGCUAACUCAUUAAAAUGUCAACCGAAAUUCCCAAAUGCGUUUUCAUUUCGAACAGAUUAAUUAAGUAGGGCUGUAAAACUAGUCAUCCUGCAACAUAAUUCUACAAUAAUUAAGUUACCUCAGGAUGCCGGCUUUCGAAUGAAUUUCUUUCCGACUGCAUGCAAAAACUACAAUCUGUAAAAAUGACUACUUAAGUAGCAUGAAUUUUUCUUGUUUAUUUUCGAUGGUCCUAAAAGUCCAAUUAUAUUUCAUGGAAAAAUGAAUGACAAUAUUAAUUCUUCUGCUCAUUUGGCAGACAACUAAGUCUUCUUCCAAUCUCAUACUUGAAGGAAGGGCAAAAUUCAGUUUUCAAAAUCUUUUCCAAUUCCUGAAUAAUUUUGAACCCGCUCGAACGUUACACUUGGAUUUCGUGUUUCCAAACUACGAGCCGUAUAUUUUCCUCUUACGUAAAACCACGCAUUUCUCUAUCGUAAUAAAGGGAGGCCAUGUAAGGUUCAUAAAAUUUAGCAGUGGAUUCGAGUCAUAUUGUUAACAUUACAAGCCACAUUGGUAAAUGCGGAAACAUGACAAUUUAUGAACGGCCAUUUCACGGUAUUUAGAAGUCCCACAAUAAGAAACUUUUUUAAAACCGAUUUAUGUCCCUCCUUCGAGUAGAAAAAUUGGAAGAAGACGUGAAUUCCUACCGACUGCAUGUUUUCCAUGAAAUAUAAUUGAAUUUUUAAGGGCGUUAGAAGGCAAUGGGAAAAAUUCGUGUUACAUAAGUAGUCAUUUUUUACAGAGUAUAGUUUUUGCAUGUAGCCGAAAGAAGUUCAUUCGAAAGCCGGCAUCCUAAAGUGAUUGAAAUAUUAUAUCAUUCUGUUGCUGGCUGAAUAGUUUCACAACUCUACUUAAUUAAUCUUUUCGAAACGGAAACGCAUUUCGGGAUUUCGGUUGUCAUUUCAUGAGUUAGCCCACCUAUUAUACAUGAGUGAGUUGAGAUCCGGCUUGAGCUGGUUUGUGCAGGUCUCUAUUUUUGUUCUCAAAUUAACUUGGAAAGUUUCUCUGUGUUUUUGGUCAGGUUACGCAUUUUACACUAUUUGAAGAUAGUAGGUUUUUUGGGAAAAGUACGAACUUAAUUAGCAAAUUUUCGACAUCAGUCCCUGGGGUCGUCGCCAGACUUAAACAAGUGUACUAAAAACAGUUGACCUUUCAAACUUAUCCAAAAAUCAAUGCCACCCCGAGUUUCUGCCAAUAUGCCCCCGACGCGUACGUUAUUGUGCAUUGAUUGGUUCCUGUCUCUUCCAUUCUUCCCUUUGAUUUUUGCACAUGGCGUCUAAUUCAAUGUGUCAAGUGAUGCAUGACUGAAUGCAUGACUUCCAGAAAUUAUCGGUCUUUUUGAUAAGGCGGGCGUCGACGAUUCGAAUCUUGUCCCAUGUAAAAGUAUGUCCAGUAUCUAGUGUGUGCAUGGCCGUUUGAGAUAAGUGGUCUCCCCUCUUAACAGCUAACUGAUGUUCAUGGAUGUGUGUGGAGGCAGACUUUCCAGUUUGGCCACAAUAUACGGCAUCGCAUGCUUCGCAUGGGAUCUUGCGGACGACUUCCUUCUUCUGCAGAUAACCGACCCUGUCCUUAGGGUGUAAAGCUGACUGCGCAAGGUAGUCGUAGGUCUGUGCGCCACUUGUAUUUGGUGUUUUCUCAGGUGUCUUUCGACGAGUUCUGACACAUUUUAAUGUAAGGGAGAGUUCUCAAAGUAUUUGCUUUGGGCGCCUGCUUGGAACUGUGUAGGUCCUUCUCUUUUGACUCUUGUUUUCAAAUGUGUUGACAUACGAAACCACUAAGACAACCAUUCCUGGAAAAUAAUUCAAAUCGAUAAUUUAGUUCUAUUCCGUAACUUUCUUCGUCGGAGCAAUGUGUUUUGCUCGGCGUAGCAAGCUGUUGACGGUGAGAAACUAUGUUGUUGCUCUCAUAGUGCCGAACGACUUCCUCAGAAGUACCUUUGCGGUAAGCUGAUGUGUGUAAUGUUCCGUCAGUUUUUCGCUGUAUGAGAACAUGCAAGAAUAUGAGUUUACUGUCGACUUCCUUUCCUAAUGAGAACUUGCUUCCUGAAAUUGUUGGAUUGAUGGUGUUGUUCAGAUUUUCUAGGCAUUCCAUUUUAACAAACGUGUCGUCCACAUGCUGCAGCCAUAAUUUAGGGUUAACGAGUGGAAAAGCCGUACGACUCGUACGAUGGAGGUGUGAAAGCAGUCUAACAAUACCUCCUUGAAUUGCAGAAGCUAGAAAACAUAGUUAUUUGACAAGAUGUUGCAUCGAUUAUCUGAGCUCGCUGCAUGCAGACUCACGAAGCCGUCUUUGUAGACCAAAAAACGGGAAGUUAUUACGUUAAAUCACUCUUAGUAUUAACAAUAACAAGCGUACUUUUUGGUAGGCAAAUGUGGCACCGUCGUGAAUAUGGGGAAUUCCCCUGUUGACUUUGAGUAACAAUCUACGACAGAUUAUGGGCUCAUCAACAAACCACUCCUGAAACGAUCUCAAAUGGGUUUGCAUUACCAGUCCCUCGGUUACUGCACGAACUAUUAGUUCUAUCACUUGUGCGUGUCUACGUUAUCCCCAGGAAUUAGGCCUUUUUUGCAUAUUGGCAAGGGAGAUUGUGAGCAUACUUUUCCCUCAUCUUCCCAUUCACCGUCAUUCAGAUAUCGACAAUCAGGAGGGAGGACUAUGACAUCACGAAUGGCCAGUCGGAGUACGAGGACUUGAUGCAGUCUUUCCACUUGAACCCCUCUGAUCGUGCUCGAGGACACCAAUAUCCGGCAGCCUACCUCAUCCGAGCCAGUGGAUUGGACGAAGUGAGUUGUCAUCCGCCUCCCCGCUGUACACGUUUUGCUCUAUCACGUCGAGUGGGAAGUCUCGAUUCUACGACGAAAUGUCUAAUGGAUGUGAAAGGGCCAAAUUACAGCAGCCGUUGCGACGUGGGUCGAUGUUUGGGCGUGUGGGGUUGCGCAUUCUUACCACUAGAUCAAUACAGGGACUGGUACGAAAUCCGGCAAGCGUUAUCGGAAUUGUGCACCCACAAACAAUACGCACGCUGGGGCCGGCUCAGUCCACGGCAGUUGGGAUCCCUGACAUACCCCUGCUUUGGUUGUAGUAUAAGAUCCUGAUCAGUAUACGCUGUGGAUCAGGAGUAUGAUGGUAGACCUAGAUGCGGGUUUAUGCCGUGCCAGCCGCCUGCGACCUCUCCCGCCACCAAUCUCCUUGACUUUGUCUUGGCACUGUUUCUAGGAUCGAGGUAGGUGCAACGCAAGUACGCUACUACUUUAAACUGAAACGCGUGCAAGUCACCUUCCUCGGUCUCAACUUGUUGUGGAGCAUAUGGUUGACAUCGAAGGUUAUGACGGUUAAAGUGUCGUUGGUGUGGCGUUAUAUAGAUACAUCUGUAGCAUGCAGCGACGGGUUUGUGAAUUGCUUCCUGCAACGUGUACGUGGUUCUCAAGACGCGCGGUUCUGUGAAUGACCUUGAAGUCCUCUAAAUUACUUCUACAACAAGGGCGAGUAAUAAUAUUGUGUAAAUGGGACCAAAUUCAAAGAGACUGCCACACAAUUCGAUCUAAACUAGGUUUUGUUGUUUUCAUCUCACCCAUUCGCUUACCACAGCGUACUGAAUGCAGUGGCUAAAUGGUUUUCGGUUGUUACGGUCAAAACAAGCAUCAAACACAGCCUAUUUCAUUUUUAUUGAUAAUAAUAGAAACGCUUGUUUGAGUUAAAUUUGUCGCCGUCUACAAAGUAUUAUAUGCUCUCCGAUUGUUGACGGAAUUUAGACAUAUUUUUGCAGUGUGAAUUGAGAAAAAUUACAGUAACAUUGUUUUAUGGCGAUCUUAAAUAAGAUAGCAAUGCGUGAGGUAUUUCAUUUAUUUGCAUUAACACUGAGUGCAGGUUCCCGCAUGCAGCCGAAUAGGAAUUUGCUCGAAAGCCGACAUCUCGAGGUAACUGGAGUGUUAUGAGAUUAUGCUGCAUGCUGAUUAGUUUAACAACCCUACUUUUAGAAACGAAGACGCAUUUCGGAAUUUCAGUUGACAUUUCAUGAGUUAGCCCACCUACUGUAGGGGUUGUUUGGCACGUCUAAGAAUAGGGUAAACCAAAUGGCAUAGACAAAUGCAGUCUUUGGAUGCUGCAUUUCCUGUUUGUCGAAAUCGUAGUCCAACUGUUCUUACAAAACUAUUACUCCGCCUGCAAGGUCCUUCAACAUACUGAAAUACCCUUCAAUACUGUCCAUUCUACUUUCAGUGGCCGCACUGGAUUGCGAGUGCAUGAUGAUGGUGGUGCGUCAUUCACGUUUGUAUAUCAGAGUUCUGAAGCAUGCCGCGCCUGGGAGUUUCGCAACCUUAGCGCUGAAAGCGACUGGCCCAUUGUUCAGGAAUUUUUCGUAUUUAUUCUGACUCACCGCGAUUCAGACACGAUCAGGUGUAAUUUUGUGCGUUUGGAAUAAUACGAGACUGGGAGAUCUGGAAGGUGACGCAACUUUGGUCGCAAUCCGCUUAUUGGGUGUUGCAGUCUGCAAAAUGAAACUGCCACCGUCCAUUAACAGAGUUUGCAAAAUCCAUUAUAACGCCCGCAUUAUCAGUCUUGUAAAUGAGACGCGUCACACUGCUUUUCGAGUAGGCUGCCAGUUCACCUGUUGUGUCGUGUUUGUCGUCCGUAUGCUUCGCUUAGCUACUUGAGUUCUCACCUAGCGGGAACGUAAAGCCCCAUAAGCCGCAGGGGAGUCAACUUGACGAUCGAUUUGGGCUCGAUUUUAGAAUUGCAGGUCGGUCAAUGAUUAGUUGGUGAAAUAAAUUUACAGCACUUGGGUGGUCAGAAAAGCCUACUGUGCUGGACUGUUCUUUUACCGACAGGAUGCUCUACCAUGUCUUGGUCCGGUUGGUUUUCUCAGUUUCACAAGUCGUUAACUGCAGUCUGUCUUACACUUUCUCUCCAGUUUUUAAGAAUUUUCGAUGAACAACCCGAGCACGGUACUUCAACAUUGUUAUUCAGAAUUCGCUUGAUUUAGGCAAUCAAAGGCUUAUUUUCCUGGACAUCCAAGUUCUGCGAAUAUCCCCAUCUUACGCUUCAAAAGUCAAUUCUCAAACCUGUAUUCGUCAAUUCGUCAUCAGGUCACCGCGAUUGCAUGGAGAGUGAAUUUGUGAGCCAUAGUCAGGGGAGGGAUGGGGGGCAGGGGGGAGGAGGAGGAGUCUCGGGGGCGGGGGGAGAGAUUAGUCAUACUCGUUCCAACACAGCCCGAGUGAUGAUGCCGGCGAUAUGUCGUCGUCGGCGCUGGGGGAGGGAGGGUGAGGGUAGGAUGCGAGCGGUGUCCCCAUGUCAAACACGCGGAGUGCACGUGACCCUCGCGCAUCGUCGGCUGCGACGGUCGAACUGGUGGGGGGGGACGUGCGAUAACCGCCUGGAGGAGUUGACCGCGGAAAAUAUUAUCAAAACACAUUAAUUUUCAUAACUUUUCACUUUCACUAUCGCCCAGCUCUGAAAAACUCCAUGCCUCAGUGGGAUUCGAAAUCACGACAGCAAGGCGGGGCUUUAGUACAGCCAACGCUCUAGCCACCUGAGCUACCAGUUAAUUAUUUGAAAUUUGGGCUAGAUCGCAGUUGGUAGCCAGGACUAGGGAAGCGGACGGCGACCUUAAGCCUGAUCCUAACCUUAGCCCUAACCCUAACCCCAACCUUAAACGUUAACCGUUAACCCUAACGGCAACCCUAACUCUAACCGAAAUCGUUAACGUAGCUGCAGCCCUUAGACAUAGCCGUAACUGGAAAACCUAACCGUAAUAAUGAAACCUAAUCGUCCUCUCAAACCCUAACCGUAACCUGAAAACCUAAGCCUAAAGGCAUAACCCUAACCCGAAAAUCCGAAACCAUUAACUGGUACCCUAAUCCUAACCUCAAACGUAAAACGGAAGCCAAAUGGGUCAGAUGUGAUUAUGGGGUCUCACAAAAUAGCCCCAGUAAACAAACCCCCCCGCCACCUGUAAUACGGGUCCUGGCUACCAACUGCGAUCUAGCCGAAAUUUUUCAUGAUAUAUAUGUUUCGCAAUUUUGUUUCCCUGAAUCUCAGUGAUUGGGGGCUAGAGUGCAACGCAUCUGCUCCCCUGAACCUGUUGAAGCAGAGCUGCAGCAGCCGUAGAACGCGCUCCGCAAAAACGACUAUCCAGAGAGAUUUAUCUUCCUGAAUACUGCGGAACGAGUUAAAAAGCCUAUCACAGUAACUGCAGAAAAGAAUGGGCUAUUUCUAAGACUGCCUUUUCUAGGGGACUCAGCAAGCGAUUUAGUAAGGCGAAGUAUAAAGACAGCUAUCACGAACGUUUUCUCCGCGGCGAACUAACGCGUAUUCUUCACAAACUCUCGCUUCUUCCGGUUGAGAAGUAAAGACCGUCUAUCAUUGAUGUGCAUUUAUCAUUCAUCGUCUCCUGUGGGCAGAAUAGACUGGCCGUACAGGGAGGCGUCUGAAAAAGAGGGUGUUCAAACAUCGGUCGGAUAUCAGUUAGGAGUUAAGAUUAGGAGUUCGAGUUCCGGGUUGGGGUUAUGGUUAGGGGUUGGGGUUAGGAGUUGGCGUUAGGGGUUGGGGUGAGGGGUUGUGAUAAGGGGUUAUGGGCAAGGAUUGAGGGUUAGAUUUGUUUCUGUAGUUCCAUCUGAUGGACACAAUAAUGCUAGGGUUGGGACUAGGGGUUAGGGCCAGGUAUUAGGGUUAGGAGUUAAGGUUGAAGGCUAGAGUUAGAGGUUAGUGUUGGGAUUAAGACAACUUUUCUCAACCUUUCAAAGUACAACCGCGCAUGCCCAAUAGCCUGUCUUUUUCAUACGACUAGUUGUCCUCGUCGCCUGUGCGUUCCCCGUCCCACGUGUAAAAACCCCCAUUACCACCGGUCCCGUAUUACAGGUGGCUGGGGUUUGUUUACUUCAGGCGGGGCUACAUAACCACAUCCGAUCGAAGAAGUGUUCAUCAGGAGGGGGUUUCUUUACUUGCAUGUAAUUACUUGACUUUGUUGCUUGUGCGUUCCCCGCCCCACCUGUAAAACCGCUAUUACCGCCGGUCCCAUAUAACAGGUGGCUGGGGUUUGUUUACUUCAUGCGGGGCUACAUAACCACAUCUGACCCUGUCUGUUUUCCCUGGCCGACUCCAAGUGGCGAUAGCACGCUGACCCAACUCUGCCCCCCCCCGUCCCGCGGGCUUCACAUUUAGGCAUCGCUCUGGCACUGGCCCCAGUCCCAUCAACCACAACACGCCGACUUCGUCCUGCGGGCGGCGUCGAAACGAGGGGCAUAACUAAUCCCCCCUAUCCCGGGGCUCACACCUUCACUGUUCAAGCAAUUAUAGUGGCCUCAUGAUGAACUACUGUGGAUAUAUGUUUGCCAAUUGACUUUUCAGUAAAUAAUCCCUAUCUGUUCCCUCUCUCUCUCUGACCUAUCAUUCCUUAUAUGACAUAGAGGUUGACCAUGUGACCUUAUUCUCUCUUCUUCAGCAUGGAAUCAACUCUAAGCAGCCGAUUCCCUACACGCAUAUCGACAUGAUUUCGGCUGUAAGCUGUCCCACGCAGCCUCCCGGAACGACUCCUCUCAUGGCGCUCACUGUGAGAUAUGUGCUGCCCAAGCUCGACUCCAAGGUCGACUUCGUACCGUGUGCCUGCCAGAAGUAA
Molecule: messenger RNA, 11543 nt
Organism: Spirometra erinaceieuropaei
Lineage: Eukaryota; Metazoa; Platyhelminthes; Cestoda; Diphyllobothriidea; Diphyllobothriidae
Source: the annotation of a GenBank genome assembly